GAGUACCUCGAGGAGUUCCCCGGGGAUGGCCGGGAAUGCGUGAACUGUGGAGCCAUGUCCACACCGCUCUGGAGGAAGGACGGCACCGGGCACUACCUGUGCAACGCCUGCGGGCUCUACCACAAAAUGAACGGCAUCAACCGGCCGCUCAAGCCGCAGAAGAGGCUGUCUUCAUCGAGACGUGCUGGCCUAUGUUGCACUAACUGCCACACAACCAACACCACCCUCUGGAGAAGGAACGCCGAAGGGGAGCCCGUCUGCAACGCCUGCGGGUUGUACAUGAAGCUCCACGGGGUACCACGACCUCUGGCCAUGAAAAAGGAAAGCAUCCAGACGAGGAAAAGGAAGCCUAAAAACAUUACCAAAGGCAAAGCCUCAACAGGAUCUACAACUUCGGCCACUAACUCCCCUUCUUCCAUUACCAACUCAGACAGCACGGUCACUUUAAAAUCAGAGCCCAGCACAACCUCGCAGUAUCCCGGACAAACCAUCGUGUCAGUGUCCCAGGCACAAAGCCAGUCGGACGAGGCGCUGGCCGGUGGCCACGGCGAGUUCAAAUUCGAGCCCGAGGACUACACCUUCUCCCCCACCACCAUGGCCCCGCAGCCUGGGCUGAGUGUGCCACUUCGACAGGACUCCUGGUGUGCCCUGGCACUUGCCUAGAAACCCUCAACCUCCAGCAAAAAGCCUCGGGACCAAUGUUUUCGGCUGGCCCCGCAAACGGCCGACGGACAGGAGGACGGGCUGCCCCAGCGCCUCAGGACUGCAGGGUGUCCCACAGCCACAGGACAGGUUUCUCUUGGAGGAUGUAUGUGGAAAAGCUGGAUGGGGCUGGGAUGGCUCUGCUGUGGUACCAGCUCCCCAAAAAGCUCAUCCUUCCCUGGAGCAACCCAGGGCUGCCUCCCCAAGGCCAGAACCUGGGGGCCACCUCCACUUUCCCGGGGAAAGCCUUCCUCCUUUGAGAUGAAAACAGCAAAUAAAUGCAUCCCAGAA
Manacus vitellinus (golden-collared manakin) is the source of this 993-nucleotide messenger RNA. It is a transcript of the gene GATA5, whose product is annotated as GATA binding protein 5. Lineage: Eukaryota; Metazoa; Chordata; Aves; Passeriformes; Pipridae. Gene Ontology annotation, biological process: cell fate commitment; negative regulation of transcription by RNA polymerase II; positive regulation of transcription by RNA polymerase II. The coding region runs from base 55 to 663 and encodes 202 amino acids. Gene Ontology annotation, molecular function: DNA-binding transcription factor activity, RNA polymerase II-specific; RNA polymerase II cis-regulatory region sequence-specific DNA binding; zinc ion binding. The record is from RefSeq and is a predicted model, not a curated record. The transcript is spliced from 5 exons.